Hippocampus comes (tiger tail seahorse) is the source of this 2306-nucleotide messenger RNA. Its product is annotated as signal transducer and activator of transcription 5B-like. The transcript has 16 exons. The coding region runs from base 152 to 2245 and encodes 697 amino acids. Gene Ontology annotation, molecular function: DNA binding; DNA-binding transcription factor activity. The record is from RefSeq and is a predicted model, not a curated record. Gene Ontology annotation, biological process: signal transduction; regulation of DNA-templated transcription. Lineage: Eukaryota; Metazoa; Chordata; Actinopteri; Syngnathiformes; Syngnathidae.
AUUUGAUACAUCGUCCCAGCAACAGCUGGUAUCGCAGAAUGUAGCGCGAACGUCAACAGCAGUGACGUUUAAGUUGUAUUUACUUGUUGUUCUUCCGCCACUUUCCCAUGGUGUUUCUGUGAGCUGUUCUGCAGCCUUCAAGAGGAGCACCAUGGCAAUGUGGAUCCAAGCCCAGCAGCUACAGGGCGAUGCCUUACACCAGAUGCAGGCACUGUAUGGCCAACACUUUCCCAUUGAGGUGCGGCAUUACUUGGCCCAGUGGAUUGAGAGCCAACUCUGGGAUUCAGUGGAGUUGGGCAACCCGGCAGAGGAAGCCAAAGCCAAGCGUUUGCUGGACAACCUGGUGGCAGAGCUUCAGAGGAAAGCCCAACUCCAGGGAGGAGAGGAUGGCUUUCUUCUGAAGAUCAAGCUUGGACACUAUGCAAAUCAGCUAAAGAGCACAUAUGACCGCUGUCCUUUGGAGCUGGUGCGCUGCAUCAAACACAUCCUGUGCUCCGAGCAGCGAUUGGUUCAAGAAGCUUCAAAUGCAAAUUGUGUGAGUGGGGGCCAGGCCAUAGACAGCCUCUCCCAGCGCCAUCAACAGAUCAACCAGGCCUUCGAGGAGCUCCGAUUAGCCACGCAGGAGACUGAGAAUGAACUGAGAAAGCUGCAGCACAGCCAGGAGUAUUUCAUCAUCCAGUACCAGGAGAACCUGCGCCUCCAAGCCCAGCUGAGCAGUCUGAGCUCCUUGCCUCCAGCUGAGCGCACCCAGAGGGAAACCACGCUCCAAAGCAAGAGGGCCACCGUGGAGGCCUGGCUCGCCAGAGAGGCCAGCACAUUACAGAAAUACAGGCUUGACCUGUCAGAACAACACCAAAAGACCCUAACCCUUCUGAGGAAACAACAGACAUUGAUCCUCGAUGAGGAGCUUAUCCAGUGGAAAAGGCGGCAGCAGUUAGCUGGAAAUGGGGGUCCUCAUGAGGGAGGACUCGAUAUUCUCCAGUCCUGGUGUGAAAAGCUGGCAGAUCUGAUCUGGACAAAUCGACAACAGAUUCGACGCUGUGAACAUCUUACUCAGCAGCUUCCUCUGCCAGGCCCCAUGGAAGAUCUCCUGAGUAAACUCAAUUCAGACAUCACUGAUAUCAUCUCUGCCUUGGUCACUAGUACCUUCAUCAUUGAAAAGCAACCGCCCCAGGUGUUAAGAACGCACACCAAGUUUGCUGCCACCGUGCGACUUCUGGUGGGCGGAAAGCUCAACGUCCACAUGAAUCCACCUCAAGUCAAGGCUGUGAUUGUGAGUGAGCAACAGGCCAAAGCUCUCCUCAAAAAUGAAAGCACACACAGUGAAAGUAGCGGUGAAAUCCUCAACAACAACUGUGUGAUGGAGUAUCAACAGGCGACAGGCACGCUGAGUGCACACUUCAGAAACAUGUCUCUGAAGCGGAUCAAGCGUUCGGAUCGUCGAGGUGCAGAGUCAGUGACUGAGGAAAAGUUCACGGUUCUUUUUGAAUCACAGUUCAGCAUUGGAGGCAAUGAACUGGUCUUCCAUGUGAAAACUUUAUCACUACCCGUAGUAGUGAUCGUCCACGGUAGUCAGGACAACAAUGCCACAGCGACAGUACUUUGGGACAAUGCCUUCGCUGAACCAGGCCGGGUUCCAUUCAUUGUACCGGACAAGGUACUCUGGCCCCAGCUAUGUGACGCCCUUGAUAUGAAGUACAAGGCAGAGAUGCACAGUGGCCGUGGCCUGUCGGAGAACAACCUGGUCUUCCUGGCGCAGAAAGCUUUCACAACGACAAGUAACAACCCAGAGGAAUACCGCAACAUGACCAUAUCGUGGGCCCAGUUUAACAGGGAGAGCCUACCUGGACGCAACUUCACCUUUUGGCAGUGGUUUGAUGGAGUCAUGGAACUUAUGAAGAAACAUCUCAAGCCUCAUUGGAAUGAUGGGGCCAUCUUGGGUUUUGUGAACAAGCAGCAGGCACAGGAUAUGCUUCUGUCCAAACCCAAUGGGACAUUCCUCCUGCGAUUCAGUGACUCUGAAAUUGGUGGCAUCACCAUUGCCUGGGUUGCAGAGAACCCCAACAAAGCAGGUGAAAGGCUGGUAUGGAAUUUGUUGCCUUACACCUCCAAAGAUUUCUCCAUUCGCUCCUUGGCUGACCGUAUCAGUGAUCUGAACCAUCUCCUGUUUCUCUAUCCCGACCGACCCAAAGAUGAGGUCUUUGCAAAGUACUACACACCACCACUCUGUAUGUAUCAGCGAUGAAGCUUGUGUACAUGUUACCAUACUACCAUAUUUUCCGUGAUAUAAGGCGCACCGUCAAUGA